CACUGAUUGAUCGAUUGAUUUUCCAAGGCUUCGGUCAUCGAAUUCCAUCGCAUCCCACAACAGCCCACUAAAAAGAAAGUGGUUACCAAAGACGCAGACGACCACCACAAGCACAGGAGUUGAACUCCCGCCCCCAGACGCAAUUCGUCUCUCUAGAUAAGCCCACCCAGCUACUACUCUCAUCAAACAUAAUCCAAGAAAAACCCUCCCACCGGUUGGCGAGCGAGCCCAACGCAGCCCCGCACGAUGCCUCCAAAAAAGAACGACAAGGCCGGGGGCAAGAAGCCCAGCGUGACCAAGGUCGUCGAUGACAAGACCUUUGGUAUGAAGAACAAGAAGGGUGGUGCCGCUCAAAAGCAGAUUGCACAACUGCAGGCCCAGGCCAAGUCUGGUGGCAACGCCGAGCAGAAGCGCAAGGAGGCAGAGAAGGCGGCACGCGAGCGCGAAAAGAAGGCCGCAGAGGACGCCAAGCGCGAGGCAGACCUACUCCUCAACAAGCCCGCCCAGAUCCAAAAGGUGCCCUUUGGCGUCGACCCGAAGACGGUGCUUUGCAUCUUCUUCAAGAAGGGCAACUGCGAGAAGGGCAAGAAGUGCAAGUUCAGUCACGACCUGGACGUCGAGCGCAAGACGGAGAAGAAGAGUUUGUACACCGACACUAGGGAGAAUGAGGACGACAAGAAGAAGGCUGAGACCUCGGCCGACUGGGACGAGGACAAGCUGAGGAGUGUCGUUCUAAGCAAGAAGGGCAACCAGCGGACCACGACGGACAAGGUCUGCAAAUACUUUAUCGAGGCUAUCGAGGAUGGCAAGUACGGAUGGUUCUGGAUUUGUCCAAACGGAGGUGACAAGUGCAUGUACAAACACGCUUUGCCGCAAGGCUUCGUGCUCAAGACCAAAGAAGAUCGAGCUCGUGAAAAGGCCCUACUGGACAAGUCGCCCCUCAAGACUCUGACGCUCGAAGAAUUUUUGGAGUCAGAAAGGCACAAGCUGACGGGAACUUUAACGCCCGUGACGCCCGAGUCAUUCGCCAAGUGGAAGAAGGACCGGUUGGACAAGAAGGCGGCUGAGGAGCAGGCUCGCAAGGCCAAGGAUGCGACAGGACGUGCUCUCUUCGAGAGCGGCAACUGGCGCACCGAAGAGGACGACGACGAUGCCGAGGAUGAUGACGACCCCUGGAACUUGGAGAAACUGCGUGCCGAGACGGAAGCUAUCAGGCAGCGCAAGGAGGAAGAGCGGUUGGCAAUUGAGAACGGCGUCACGGUGCCAGGGGCGCCAGGUACCUGAGCAGAAGAGACAUCUGUCUGGGGGCCUUUACCAACAUCUUCGCCCGGGGGGAAUUCGAGCGAGUAGAAGCCAGGAGUGGCAACAUGAUCAACCCGAGCCAAUGCGUGCCCGCGCAAAGACGCGCCGCUUUGUCUGUGGGCCAAGAUCACCGUCAUCUGGUGAUAGAGACUGGACCGACAUGUAUUCAGAAAGAAUGCACAUAGACAUCUCGAUUCGAGCUCACUUAUGGGACCUUCGCCAGGCCUUGUACGCGAUAACGACUACUUUUUUUG
Messenger RNA from Pyricularia oryzae 70-15, 1556 nucleotides. Its product is annotated as translation machinery-associated protein 46. Gene Ontology annotation, biological process: cytoplasmic translation. The coding region runs from base 247 to 1284 and encodes 345 amino acids. Gene Ontology annotation, cellular component: cytosol. Gene Ontology annotation, molecular function: mRNA binding; metal ion binding. The record is from RefSeq and is a predicted model, not a curated record. NCBI's taxonomy places the organism in Eukaryota, Fungi, Ascomycota, Sordariomycetes, Magnaporthales, Pyriculariaceae. The transcript has 2 exons.